This is a messenger RNA of Naegleria fowleri, 1875 nucleotides long. RefSeq lists its product as uncharacterized. The coding region runs from base 1 to 1875 and encodes 624 amino acids. The record is from RefSeq and is a predicted model, not a curated record. The transcript has a single exon. NCBI's taxonomy places the organism in Eukaryota, Heterolobosea, Eutetramitea, Acrasida, Naegleriidae. Gene Ontology annotation, molecular function: metal ion binding.
AUGACAUCCUCCUCCAAAAAUGCAGAUUUUAUUUAUAAUCAUUGUGAUGAUGACGAUAAUUUCUUGAAUGAGGAGCACAAAGUGUUCGUGAUUUCAUCUCUUCCAAUGUAUCGUUCUUUUUAUGAGAAGGCUCCUUGCCAAUAUUAUUAUGGCAACAACAAUAAGGCUCAACAACACGGUACUACUGGCUCCCGAAAGAAACAUAGUAAUCAAUGCAAGUUUGGAUCUCGUUGUUCAUAUUCUCAUUCAGCGAUUUGUAAACAUUAUAAAUCGGAUUACUUGAAUCAUCAUAACAACAGUAAUCCACACCGAAAUCCAGAAAUUAUUAAGAAUCAAACAGCAAUUACAAAAUGUGGUUGUACUUUUGGUGAUAAAUGCAAGUAUAUUCAUCUAGAUUUUGCAGAAACCAAGUCAAGAAGAGAGCUAAAAAUCAUUGCAAAUAGCGCCACUGAAUACUUUAGUCAUGCAUCCGAAGUGAAUUGGUUCAUUAGAAAGGAUAAUCCUCUCACACAAAACAACAUCAAGGCAUUUAUUUCUAUGGUUGGUUUGAAACCAGGAGCAAAAAUUGAAGAAGAGACGGAAUUUUCAGCACAAUCCUUCAUUGAUAUUAUUGAUGUGAAGCUUAAUAGAGAUUGUACACUUUUUGUGCUUAAGGAUGGUACUCUAUGGACUGCAAAAAAUAAUUCCUUACUACAUGGCGUUCAUGGAGGAAAAGUACAUGGACAUCUUGCUACUGAAAUGGAUUGGGAUGAAUGGAAAAAGUGUGACAAUAAGAAUGUCAUACCCAUAGAUCAACUCGAGAGAAUUCCAUUUAUUAACUCAUCGUCGAAACAAGAAGAUCAGAUUGUAAGAAAAUGCUGGACAUCUGGAUCUAUCUUUACUGGUACCUUUAAUUAUUUUAUGACUCGCAAUGGUUCAUUGUAUAGUCAAGGGGUCAAUGCUUGGGGACAACUUGGAAAGGGCAUUGAAAAAUCUGAUUCUUUCAUUCCCUGCCAUGUGUUGUUGGAAGAUUUGGAUGAGAAUGAAAGACCCAUCGAUGUUGCCUUAGGUCAUGAUCAUGCUGUGGUCCUGACCUCAAAAGCAAACGUUUACACAAUUGGAUUGAAUCAAGCAGGCCAGUGUGGAACAGGAAGUGGCAACAAAGACUUCCAUGUAUUUUUCCAAAAAGUCAAAGUUCAAUUCGAGAGGAACGAUGACCAUGUCACCCAAAUAACCUGUGGUGAAGAUUUCACUCUUUUGUUGACAAGACAUGGAGAUUGCUAUGGCUGUGGUAGAAACAAUGUUGGACAGUUUGGGUUAUCUUCAGCCAAAAAUGCCCAGGACGAAUUUGGUAAUGUGUUCAACUUUACCAAAAUUGACAUUCCGCUUCAAUCUAAUGACAAAAUUGUGAAAAUCACAUGUGGAUCGAGUUACUCAUGUUUUUUGUCACAACACGGCCGAGUGUACAUGUGUGGAAAGAAUCAUCAUUGCCAACUCUCAAAGAUGGGAGGGUUAAAAGCAGUUACUACUCCCACUCUCGUUCCCUUAAAGCAUGCUAUUAAGAAAGUAUUUUGCACCCAAGAAUGCAUCACGUUUUUUGUUACCGAGUGCAAUGAAAUUUAUGCUGUAGGAUCCAAUGAUUAUGACAUUAUUCGACCCAUUUCAAGCAGGGACAUGUCUUUUAAUGUGAGCAAACCUUUUAAUGUUACAAGUACUCUCAUGCCAGAUUCUUUUAUUAAUAGGUAUGAGGUAGAACAAAUCCUCGCAUAUAACAUGUUUGUCAUUGUUCAUUUGAAGAGAAAUAACAAAGGAGCAAAUGCCAUGAGACGAAAAUUGUGGAGCAAAACAAGACGGCACAUACAGCUUUCCGACUGCACUGUUGUGACAGAGAAUUAA